CGAAGGAACGCAACAGCGUCAGCUCGGAACAGGACACCUUGCAGCCAUAGGGGAAAAACACUGAGUUCAUUUAUAUGUUCAGGAGAAAGAAGGCUAACAUAAGCUGUUGAAUUCUGCCCCUCUGAGAGGGGAAGAAGAAAGAAUGUCUGAGGUGUGCAGGGGCUCUUUGAUUGUGCUGGCUGCUUCACUGAGGCACUGAGAAGUUAAGGCAGAGUCUAUGGAAGGGAGGCUAGCGUCCAUGAUGUGCUGAUGAUUGAAUCGAGAGAAAUGAAUUGGAUUGAUGCAAUACAGUAGAAGGCCAUGUGAAAAUAUCCACAGAGUCCAAACCAGCAUCUUGAAAAGUAGUAGAGGCCAGUUCAGUUGUGUCAUUUAAGGUCCAGUUGAGGACACUUGGGGUUAUGGCUUCCGAUGUGGCUCCAAAUGUGCCUCUGCAUGCUGGCCCGGCCCAGCUUGAAGGCAAGACUAGGAAAAAGAAGAAGCGAAAGAAGCAGCAGGAGGGGAAUGAGGGUGAAGAGGAUCAUCUGGAGAUCCAAGCUGAGAUCGAGGGCCUCACCAAAGCCGGGAGCCGGGCCCUGGCCCAGGAGCGGCCGGAGGAGGCUCUGGUCUCAUUCAAGAAGGCCUUUCUUAUCUCCCUUGACACGGGUGAACAGGGUGUGCAGAGGGCCUGUGCUUUCAACCUGGGCGCUGCCUAUGUGGCCUCAGGCAGGCAGGCCAAAGGCCUGGACUUCCUGCUGAGGUCGCAGCCCGCCGAGGGUGGGGAAAGGCAGGGUGACCUGUAUUUUAACCUGGGGAUAGCUCACGAGGGGCUGGGGGACCUGCAGAGUGCUGCUGAAAACUACCAACAGGCCGUGGUUCACUACCAGGCCCAGCAGUCACAGGGUGAGGCAGACACCUGCAUGAAACUGGCCAGCUGCUGGGUUAGGGCAGGGGAUCUGGCCCAGGCUGGCCGGUGCUUCCGGAGGGCAGGCCAGCUCUACCGGCAGGGGGGCAGCCCUGACCUAGCCGCCAUCGCCCUGAAUGAGGCCGCCAGACACAUGCUGCAGUGCCGGCAGUUCACAGCCACCGAGAUCACCCAGGUGUUGAACGAGUGCCAGACCAUUUGUGGGAACAUUCAGAACAAGGCCCUGCUUGGAAAACUCUACAAUGACAUCGGACUCGGCUACUCGCAGUUGAAGAUCUUCUCACUAGCAGCUGAGUGCUUCGAGCAGGCCCUCCCGUACUGCCAACGGGACAAUUUGGAGCGCAGGAAAGAGGCUGUGAUCCUGCAGAACCUCGGCGCUGUCUACAACACCACCAGUGACUACGGCAAGGCACUGGACUUCCACCAACGUGCGGCAGCCUUGCACGGUUCCCUCGGAAAUAGGAAUGCACAGGGUCAGUGUUUCUGCAACAUGGCCUUCGCUUACAGUCAGCUGGCAGAGCACGAGGAGACAGCUGAGAGUUACCUGCACGCACUGCAGGCUUUCAAAGACACCGGUGAUUUUCAUGGACAGUGGCAGGCUUGUGAAGGCUUGGGGGCUGCUAAGUUCCGCCUGGGAGACCCUGAGAAGGCCACGCACUACUACAAACAGGCUUUAUCUGCUCUGGCCAAGUCGCAGGAACCCACUGGCUCAGCACAGGAAAGGAUCGUGAACAAGUUGGCAGAUGCCAUUCAGUAUAAACUGUCUCUGAACAGUGCUUUCCCCCACACCGGGGGCAUCCGUCCUGCUAUGCCUUUGGCCAAGACUCUUGAUCAGGACUUGAAAGAAAUCGGGAUGAAGCCAGAGGAAGAAGGUGCGAGGAGAGAAAGGAGUCCUGGACUAUAUCCCAAGAAGUACUUACCUGGAAAUUGCCUGCGAACAAACCCAUUGAGAGGUCCAGUCCCUGUGACGCAUGGAUAUAGAAAAGGGCAGGAAUGUCAUCGAAAACAAGUUCUUCACAGGCCUGAGGAGAAUCGAGGAGCUGUGAACCAGGCUGGCUCUCCGGAGAAGGGAGGAGAGACGAGAAAUGGUUUCCGAGCAUCCACCCAGGCAGAUCCCAGUUCUCCCGCAGCAGUAAUUGUGCAGGCCCUCAGCUACAAACCUACAGAAGCACUGGGGACAGAGAAUGGAGUGGCGAGCAGAGAGGAUGGCAGGAGUUUGCAGGUGAAGGGACCGAGGACAGAGGCAGAGAUGGAAAAACUUGAGACUGAGACAGAGGCCGAGGGAUUUCAUCGAGUGGGUGAUGCUCAUGGGCAUACUCCAACUCAGGCCAACAGAAACUUAAACAACACGUAUCUGCAACCGGACCCCACUUACAUGAACAGCCCAGAGCUCAGGACGCUGAAGGCCGCAAAUAAGAGUGAUCAUUUCUACGAGACCUUACGGGCGAGGCAGACAUUGGUUGCAGAAGAGGGUGUGGCAUCACAAUCUCAGGAGUCUGGGAAUUCUGCCAAUGGAAUGGAGGAGGAAUAUCUGAAAUGCAGGAGGAGAUGGGAGUCAAAGAUAUGCAACCUCAUGUGAGAUGCUGUCUCCCCAGUCAAUGGGAGCACUCUCUGUGAAAACAUUUUCCCAAUGUGGAACAUUGUGAGCUGACUGGAUCCUCUGUGGAGAAGAGCCUCAACAUCUCGUCAUGUCAUUGGGUUGAGAUAUCUGUUCUCCUGACCUCCCACUGUUCUAGCUCUGGCCACUCGCUCAGGGAGCCUCAGACCCUGGCUGCUCAGUCUGACCCCUACAUUGUCUUCUCUGGUCAAUCGGUACUAACCCCUGACCUGGGGCUAGUUAGUGACCCUUAACCCCAGCCUUUGACAUCAGUCAGUUUUUCCUGACUUUAUUCUGGGGUCAGUCAGGGACUCUUGACCCUCUCAGGUGUCAGUGCCCCUGACCCUGACCUCUGGGUUGAGGAUCAGAGUUAAAAGCUGUGAACUGGUUUCCCUCGAGCCUUUCCCACCAGACUGUGGCAGUGUCUUUCCCCAUUGUGUGGGGGCUAAGAGCAGGUUACACCCUUCAGUGACCAUGGGUCCUGGGGGAGGGAUACUACCUUCCGGCACAUGGUGGGAUGUGGGCAGAGAAACAAUGGGUGCUGAAAGCAGCCAGGAUAGUUUUGAUGCUGGGCCAGAUUGUUGUCCUGUCCAUGUUCUUGUUUCAGCCUCAGCAUUCGGGAUCAGACUGAGGAUGGGGUGUGCUGGGAAUAGUCACUACACUUUUCCAACUUUAUCCUGCAUUAAUCUUUUAUAAUUUUUGUAAGUUGUGACUAACUUUGUUGUUUAAAAAAAUCAGAAGUAUUUUAUUUUUAUAAAUCUGCUAAUCCUCGA
Molecule: messenger RNA, 3271 nt
Organism: Hypanus sabinus (Atlantic stingray)
Lineage: Eukaryota; Metazoa; Chordata; Chondrichthyes; Myliobatiformes; Dasyatidae
Product: tetratricopeptide repeat protein 24
Exons: 14
Coding region: 399-2480 (693 amino acids)
Molecular function (GO): protein binding
Source: RefSeq, a predicted model, not a curated record